AAAGAACACUUUCCUGAUCUGACUGAUUCUAUUGCAUCUCCGCGUGUAGAGUUUUUGACAUUCUCAUUCUCAUGUAACACUUUCUGCAAGUCACACACAUGCAAAACACUAUUUUUUCCAUUUUCUAUAUUCAAAACAACCCAUUUUAUGGGACUCGCGGGUCACACUUUGUCUCAUUUCAUAUUCAUACCAAACGGGUUCAUGGGUUUAGGGAACUAAUAAAUAUUCAACGAGUCAAGAUUUUCUACAAUGUGUCCAUCACGUAUUUGAAAGUAUCUUUCACAACUUGUGCCUUAUAAAAGAAGAGGGAAGUGACCAUUUCAAUAACUAAAUCUCAGGUGAUAUCUUUAAAGAAGCAAGAGGAAUGCAAACGGUAACGAUUAGACCCGUCGACUAUAAGUCAAAGGAAGGUGAAAUCACAUUGAGAACAAUGAGCUUCGAGAAGAGAAGAAAUUUUGAAGACUUGGAUGAGGUUAUUGCUGAAGAAACUGCAUGCUCAAAGAAAAGGAAAGUGGGAAAUCUGAAGCUGCAAACUACAUUCUCAUUCAAAUAUCUGCUAGAAGAUAAUUCUGGCUCAAAGGAGGGUGUUGUUGAUUUGUUCAAUGAACAAAGCUCCACAAUUCUGCUUCCUAAACCAGAAAUUUUGUUUUCACCAAAGUCCAUUGGGGAGCUUGAUGUAGCUGCAAUAAAGCUGCAGAAAGUUUACAAGAGCUACCGGACUAGAAGAAAUCUUGCAGAUUGUGCUGUUGUUUGUGAGGAGCUAUGGUGGAAAGCUUUAGACUUUGCUUCUCUUAGCCGGUGCUCUAUUUCACAUUUUGACUCAGUUAAAUCAGAAACAGCACUUGCAAAAUGGGCAAGAGCUAGAACAAUGGCUGCUAAGGUGGGAAAAGGUUUGUCUAAAGAUGAUAAGGCUCAGAAAUUAGCUCUAAGGCACUGGCUUGAAGCUAUUGAUCCGCGUCAUCGUUAUGGACACAACUUGCACUUCUACUAUGAUGUCUGGUUUCAUAGCCAGAGUUCACAACCUUUUUUCUACUGGUUGGAUGUUGGAGAUGGGAAAGAAGUGAAUCUUGAUCAGGUGUGCGCGAGAAGUGUAUUACAGAGGCAAUGCAUUAAGUACCUUGGAACUAAAGAAAGAGAAGCUUAUGAAGUGGUUAUAGAGGGAGGAAGGCUCAUUUAUAGAAAAAGCAAGGACCAUGUACACACUGCUGAGGGAUCUAAGUGGAUUUUUGUUCUUAGCUCAUCUAGAAUUUUGUACGUUGGGGAGAAGAUAAAAGGCCAAUUUCAGCAUUCAAGUUUCCUAGCUGGAGGUGCUACAAUUUCAUCUGGAAGAUUGGUUGCCCAAAAUGGAGUUCUUCAUGCUAUAUGGCCCUAUAGCGGUCACUACUGUCCUACAAAGAAGAAUUUUAUGGAAUUCAUUAGCUUCUUGAUGGAACACAAUGUGGACUUAACAAAUGUUAAGAAGUAUGCGGUUGAUGAUGAUGUCCCACCUUCAAAACCGGUUGACGAGGAGCUGCAGUUUGAGUCCACAGAGGCGAAUAAUGCAGCUUCCAGUGACUCUGCCAAAAAUAGCAGUCAAGACAAUGUAGGAGGAAGGUCACAGAUUAAAGAGAGAAAGCCAUUGUCAAGCAAAUGGACCACUGGGGUUGGUCCUAGGAUUGGUUGUGUGAGAGAGUACCCAGCAAAACUCCAAGUUAAGGCACUUGAACAGCUCAAUCUAUCACCUAGAGUCCACCAUGGAAAAGUUGCUCCCAGGACACCCAUACCCUCUCCAAGGCCUAGUCCAAAAAUCCACCUGUCCCCUAGGCUUGCUGUGCAAAUGGGAAUCACUAGCCCAAAAGUUCAUGUUACCCCUGCAAAUUAGUGCAUGUUUGAAAACCCUUUUUCAAUUAACCAAAAUCAAUUGUAGGGAAAAAUAAAUUGUGAGUAGUUUCCGAGUUUCAAAACGGAUCAAAAAAUGCUCCCAAAAUCACAUACCUACUCAGGGUGAGUUGUGAGGCAACAAGGUACUUGAGCCUAUAAUUUAGACCAUUAGUAUAGAAUAUAGGAUAAAGGUCAUGAUGACACACAAGAUCUAACCCAUGGUUUAUUUUUUCAUUCAGUUUGUUCUUGGCCAAUUCUUUUGGUCAUUUAGCUUCCAAUAACUCAUUUUUUUCUCUCCCCAAAUGUUUACCCAACUUGUAAUUUGGGAGUUGGGUCAAUAUUCCACACUUGUAAGUCAAAUAAUAUAAAUAAGAAAACUUGUUUUUUCUCA
Lotus japonicus is the source of this 2251-nucleotide messenger RNA. RefSeq names its product IQ domain-containing protein IQM4-like. Bases 365 to 1861 code for a protein of 498 amino acids. NCBI's taxonomy places the organism in Eukaryota, Viridiplantae, Streptophyta, Magnoliopsida, Fabales, Fabaceae. The record is from RefSeq and is a predicted model, not a curated record. The transcript has 9 exons.